AAGUAAGAAGUAAUCUGAUCUCUGUCUUUAUGUUGAAUCUUAGUCAGAUUAUGACACCAGUGAGUCAUAUAAUCCGACUCUGUAACAUGCUGUGAAUAAUCUUAUUCAGAUUAAAUUUAGAAAUUGGAUUAUUGUUUAGGAUUAUUGUCACAUUAAGCAGAGACAAGAGUUCAGCCACAGGAGAAGUGAAUUUAAUGUGAGUUAACAUUGUAUUUGUUAAUACUUAUGUCUAUAUACUGUUAGACACAUGGUUCUCAAGCUGUGGUGCAUGUACCACCAGUGGUACGCAGGUCUUUUCUACUGUAUAACUUGUUACUUCAGUAAUAUUCUAAAAAAAAAAGUCGUGUUCUGGUAACUUACACUUUUACCCUGAGAUCACGUACGUGAGCUCGGGGCCAAAGAAAACCGGUAUCUUUGUGGCGCCGUUGAGCGAAACACGGUCGUUAUCUCCUCUGGAAGUCUCUUCUGACACUUAAUAACUGCGAUGGUGAUUUUAUGAGCUGAUGUUGACGAAGGUCCAACAAUAGCAGGAAGGUUCGGGUCCGGUCGGGUCAGGUCGGGUGCGGUUGAUGUUGGACGUGCAUGUGUGUCCUCUGAGGACCGUGUCAGUGAUGGCUCAUAUAUGUGAACCUCAUCAGUCCUCAAACCCUGAGUUCAGUCCAGGGAAAGUCAGAAGAAUGUCAGGAGCAGAGAGUAAUAAGACGCUGGAGGUUCUGAGCGUGAGUGAGGAUGAGGAGCAGGUGAUGCAGAGCAGAGGUUUGGUUUUUCAGCGUUACGUGCAACCGUGUGUGGCCGAGCUGCUCGGGACCUGCCUGUUUGUCUUCGUGGGCUGUGCUUCGGUCGUCGGGGACACGGGGACAGCGGGCGUCCUGCAGCCGGCUGUGGCUCAUGGACUCGCUCUGGGGACGCUCAUCACUGUGUUUGGACAAAUCAGUGGUGGACAUCUGAACCCUGUGGUGUCUCUGAGUGUUUACCUGUGUGGAGGGAUGAAGCUCGUGCUGCUGCUUCCUUACGUCACCGCUCAGAUGUUGGGAGCGAUGAUCGGAGCUGGUUUGGUUAAGGUCGCGUUCCCCGCCGUGUCGUACGCCGCGGUCCACGGGGCGGCUUUUGAGCCCAGCGUCGGUGACGUCGGCAAAGCCACGUUAGCAGAAGUGAUGAUGAGCACGUGCCUCACCACAGUGGUGUGUAUGACGGCCGUCAACCAACGAACCAAAACACCGUGGGCUCCUUUCUGCAUCGGCCUCACGGUCACGGCCAACAUCCUGGCAGGAGGAGUUCUCUCCGGAGCCUGUAUGAACCCUGCUCGGGCCUUUGGCCCCGCAGUCGCUGCCGGUCACUGGAACCAUCACUGGAUUUACUGGGUCGGACCCACAUGUGGUGCCCUGCUCACAGUCUGCUUUGUCAGGUUCUUGUUUGGUGACCAGAAUACUCGAGUUGUCCUAAAGUGAGAGUGACUCGCUUUUGAACACUUUUCUCCAACAUUGUACUGUAAUCGCUUGAAUUCAGACAAAAAGUAUGUUUUUAUUUCAUGUUGGAUCAUUUUUCUAAGUGUUGACUGUUACUCAGUGCUGGGGUUUGUAUCUGAAGACUCAAUAAAAGGUUUAAAUGGAA
Solea solea (common sole) is the source of this 1611-nucleotide messenger RNA. RefSeq names its product aquaporin-8-like. Gene Ontology annotation, molecular function: water channel activity. Gene Ontology annotation, cellular component: plasma membrane. Gene Ontology annotation, biological process: transmembrane transport. The coding region runs from base 570 to 1448 and encodes 292 amino acids. The transcript has 5 exons. The record is from RefSeq and is a predicted model, not a curated record. NCBI's taxonomy places the organism in Eukaryota, Metazoa, Chordata, Actinopteri, Pleuronectiformes, Soleidae.